Messenger RNA from Coffea eugenioides, 1009 nucleotides. RefSeq names its product protein AE7. The transcript is spliced from 6 exons. The record is from RefSeq and is a predicted model, not a curated record. Gene Ontology annotation, biological process: iron-sulfur cluster assembly. NCBI's taxonomy places the organism in Eukaryota, Viridiplantae, Streptophyta, Magnoliopsida, Gentianales, Rubiaceae. The coding region runs from base 245 to 724 and encodes 159 amino acids.
CCGAUCAUAACAGUACCUAAUCAAAACUUUCUCCACAAUUUCCAGCGCCACCACCUUCGUCUUCCCGCCCUUCUUCUCUCAUUCGCCAGCUCCUCCCCUUCCACCGUCCGCCUCCAACGCCACCACAAAUCCACCUCUUUAUCAUAUCCCUUCCCGUUUUUCAAUCUGCCACCGCUAUUGGCUUCCCAGAGCAAGACAGUUUCUAAUAUUGCAGGGUCACGUCAAUCCUUGUUGAGUGGUAACAAUGGUGUCCAACUUAAUUAAUGCCAAUCCAGUUGUAUAUGAGAAAAAGGAUCGUCGAACCCGAAGUGCGGUAAAUGACGUGGAUGAAUAUGUUGGUGAACCUAUUGACCAACAAGAAAUUUUUGAUCAUCUUAGAGACAUAAAGGAUCCAGAGCAUCCUUACUCCUUGGAAGAGCUGAAAGUCAUUACAGAAGAUGCAAUUGAGGUGGAUGAUAAUCAGAGCUAUGUAAGGGUCACAUUCACUCCAACAGUUGAACAUUGCUCUUUGGCAGCAGUUAUUGGCCUGUGCUUGCGGGUGAAACUCAUGCGAUGUCUUCCUUCACGCUUCAAGGUGGACAUUAGAGUAGCACCUGGAACACAUGCAACUGAAGCUGCAGUGAAUAAGCAGUUGAAUGAUAAAGAAAGAGUAGCAGCAGCUUUGGAAAGUCCAAACCUAUUGAAUAUGGUUGAUGAAUGCCUUGCUCCGUCUUAUGCCUCAUGAGCAAUGUAUGUGAAGUUAUAGCUGAUCAGUGAGGAAGAUCCCAGGCAUUCCGCAGCUAUCUCUGCUCGCCUUGCAUUCAGCGGACUGUUUUUUCUAGGAUAAUUUUCCUCGUUUUCUAUGAGUCUCUCUUUUUAGCUAUUAAUUUGAAGUGAUUUUUCUGCAUUUCUCCUUACAUUACUCGAUUGUUCAGAUGUAAUAUUGGCUCUGUAGGCCGUAUCAUAUGAAUAAAGUAGUCACCUAAAGAACACAUUUGUAAAUUGCAAUUACAAGUUUGCCAACACUUUA